Scheffersomyces stipitis CBS 6054 is the source of this 996-nucleotide messenger RNA. It is a transcript of the gene CBR1, whose product is annotated as Cbr1p. Gene Ontology annotation, cellular component: endoplasmic reticulum; plasma membrane. The record is from RefSeq and is a predicted model, not a curated record. The coding region runs from base 50 to 904 and encodes 284 amino acids. The transcript has a single exon. NCBI's taxonomy places the organism in Eukaryota, Fungi, Ascomycota, Pichiomycetes, Serinales, Debaryomycetaceae. Gene Ontology annotation, molecular function: oxidoreductase activity.
AUCGAUCUCGCUUGCCAGACAGACAGAUACUUCCCAUAUAGACAUCACCAUGGCCGACACAGAACCCUCGCCGCUUUUUGUCUUCUCGACUAUCGCGAUAAUCAUUCUGACCUUCGUGAUUUUCUACUUUGUUCAGCAAAGCAAGAAGAACACCCCCGUUUUGAAGCCAGACACCUUCCAGAAGUUUCCUCUCAUUGAAAAGACACGCGUUUCACACAACUCCAGUGUCUACCGUUUCGGUUUGCCCAAAUCGACCGAUCGUUUGGGCUUGCCUAUUGGCCAGCACAUCUCCAUCGGAGCUACCAUAGGCGGUAAGGAAGUUGUCAGAUCCUACACUCCUAUCUCUACCGAUGACGAAUUGGGCUACUUCGACUUGUUGAUCAAGACUUACGAAAACGGAAACAUCUCCAAGCAUGUCGACUCCAAGAAAGUUGGCGAAUACGUCGAGAUCAGGGGGCCAAAGGGUUUCUUCACCUACACUCCAAACAUGGUUAAGUCGUUCGGUAUGAUUGCUGGUGGUACCGGAAUUGCUCCUAUGUACCAGAUCAUCACCGCCAUCUUGAGAAACCCAGCCGACAAGACCAAAAUCUCGUUGAUCUACGCCAACGUUACUGAAUCAGACAUCUUGUUGAAGUCGGAAUUGGACAAAUGGGCUGAAGAACACCCAGACAAUUUCUCGGUCCAUUACGUAUUGAACGAGGCUCCUGAAAACUGGAAGGGCUCGGUUGGCUUUGUCACUCCAGAAAUCAUUGACUCGAAAUUGCCAAAGGCUUCUGACGACUCCAACUUGUUGUUGUGUGGUCCUCCUCCUAUGAUCAGUGCUAUGAAGAAGGCUGCUGUGGGUUUGGGCUUUGCCAAAGCUAAGCCUGUGUCCAAAUUGGGCGACCAGGUCUUUGUCUUCUAAGCUCUUAUCAACUCGAUGUUAGAAGAGUAUAGACACGAUAUAAAGAUAUUUAUAAAUAGUUAUUCAGAUGAAUGAACAGAAUCUGAGUCCUG